Messenger RNA from Glossina fuscipes, 1734 nucleotides. RefSeq names its product serine--tRNA ligase, mitochondrial (gene SerRS-m). Lineage: Eukaryota; Metazoa; Arthropoda; Insecta; Diptera; Glossinidae. The record is from RefSeq and is a predicted model, not a curated record. Gene Ontology annotation, biological process: mitochondrial seryl-tRNA aminoacylation. Gene Ontology annotation, cellular component: mitochondrion. Gene Ontology annotation, molecular function: serine-tRNA ligase activity; ATP binding; tRNA binding. The coding region runs from base 97 to 1359 and encodes 420 amino acids. The transcript is spliced from 5 exons.
UUAUGUGAAAACACAAUUCCGUACAAGUAUUACGUUAUGUCAUAUUGAUUGUGAAUUAUUGUAAAUAAUAGCAAUAGAAUCCUAAUAAAUUAUAAAAUGAUUUGCCGCGAAAUGAGAUUGAAUGGUUUUCCGUCUAAAGUUUUUUCAUGUCCAUCUGUGCGGAAGAUUUUUGUCAACAUUCGCCCGUUAAAUGAAUUCGAUAGCAGCGCUAUUGACGAACACGAUUUGGAUCAGGCCGAGAAAAACAUUUUAUUACGGAGACGUGAGAAUAAUAUACCGACUAUUCGUAAUAUAUUGAAGCGAUUGGAAUUAAAUAAAACAAGUAGUGAGGAUGUAGAUAAACUUAAAAAUGAACUGCUCAAGUUGCCCAACGAUACGCAUCCAAGAUUGUGGACUUAUGAAAAUCGGCCAAAGGAGACAUUACUUUGCGAUCAAAGUAAAAUUGCCACCAAAUCUGUCGAAUUCUCACAAGUCUGCAAAUUCAAUAAUAUGCUACGUAUGCAUCAACUGGGCAACUAUACGGGACAAAAGAGUUAUUAUCUAUUUGGAAAAUUGGCUGAAUUGGAACAAGCAUUGAUUCGAUACGCAUUAUCUAUUUUAAAGCAAAAACAAUUUCGUUUAUUAGCUGUUCCCGAUAUAUUACCAAAACACAUAAUUGAAGGAUGCGGCAUGCCCACCGAUGGCGAUAGGAAUCAGGUUUACAAAUUGGAUUCGGGAGAUUGUUUAUCUGGCACAUCGGAAAUGUCUUUGGCUGGUUAUUAUUCAAAUAAAUUAUUAAAAGAAAAUAAUUUACCGAUUAAGGUGGCCGCGGUAAGUCGCUGUUACCGAGCAGAAACGUCCGGCUUGCAAGAGGAAAAAGGCAUAUAUAGAGUUCAUCAAUUUACCAAAGUGGAAAUGUUCUCGAUUUGUUCCGAGCUUGAGUCACAUGAUAUGUUAGAACAUUUUAAGGAUAUCGAGAUUGAUAUAUUCAAAAAUCUCAAUUUGCAUUUGCGUUUAUUGGAUAUGCCGCCAACAGAAUUGGGUGCAUCGGCUUAUGAGAAAUAUGACCUUGAAGCUUGGAUGCCAGGCAGACAAAUGUGGGGUGAAAUAUCAAGUUGCAGUAACUGUACCGAUUAUCAAGCAAAACGGCUAAAUAUAAAAUACAUUACAAACGAAGGUCAAAAUAAAUGGGUUAAUACAAUUAACGGUACAGCUACUGCAAUUCCACGACUACUUAUAGCCCUAUUGGAAUCCAAUCAGAAAGGCAAAUAUGUAUUGGUUCCAGACGUUUUAAAGGAUUAUUUAAAUACAUCGAUCUUAACGAAAGAGAAAUUAAUCCCUGAAGUGAAAUUGGUUAAGCAAAUUAAAUCCAAGGAAUGAAUCUUAAAGCAAAUAUAUGAUGAAUCUUUUACAGCCAGCCAAACCUCAUCUUCCUAACAUUUCAUUCGGAAUCUCUCUCAAAUAUUUGACAGAUAAAUAAAUACUCUAAUGAGUCCUAUACAUGAUACCAGAAUCGUUUUUCGUGUGAAUAUAAAUGUGGGCGGAAUGCCAGGAUCAAUGCACUCUUUGUUUUGUGAAAGCGUGUAACACAGAAAAUCGCUACAUUUUUCCUUCUAUUAUCGCUUAUUCGUUGAAUUUUUUAUAUAAACAAUAGAAAGAUCUUAUUAAAAUUUAUUUGUUUUUCAGAAAAAGUUUCGGAAUCGAGCUUUAAAAAUUAUUUAAAUGUGAAUAGACAUAGAUGCACGAUACAUAAUU